UCACGGACAGCCGCGCGCAAAGAAGAAGACGCGAGCACGAGCAUCGAGCAGCGGCAGAAACAGCAACAAGUUCGCGUCUGCUCUCAGAAAAGCAUGUUUCUGCUUCGUGUGUGGCGACUUGUUUCUCAAACGAAACAUAGAAGACUUCGGGGUUACAAAUGACGAAGGUGACCAUUAGUGUUUAAAGUUGUCUUCUUUUGUCGUCGGACCAGCGGAGAGGAAAAUGUCACCUUGUCUGUGCUGCUUGUUGAUGCUCACUUCAAUUAUAAGUCCACUUGGCGCUCAAGACCUAAACCGGGUGAUCUUCUUGCCGGGAACCUUCCAGAACGUCAGCGUGUCGGCGAAUGAGACGAUACUGGCCGUGGCGAACAGGAUCCCCCCCGAGGUCGCUUUCAUCACGGUGCAGUUCCACACGCAGCAGCGGAACGUCACGCUCUCCUACGGCACGACACCCGUACCGGGUCUCUCCUCGACUGCGUUGGACACUGGCAUCCUGUCCGCUCUCCUGCCAGGACAAGCAGCCUUCACCUUGUUCCUGUUCUCGGCUGACGGAGGCCCGGUUGCAGGCAUUGGCGUUAUUCUCCCCUUCUCCGGCACGGACCCAAUGCCUGGAGCUUGUAACACCAACUUCACCCUGAACGCUGACCCCAACAUCCACCUCCACUACAACCUCUACCAGACCACCAUCAGCUUUGCACCGGCCAACCUGGGUCACGAGAGGGGCAGCGCUCCUCCCUCCUGCGACACGCCUACAGGGGUCGGCACGCGCUGGCGGCUGCAGUACGACAUCUACCAGUACUUCCUGCCAGAGACCGACCUAUCGGAGUGCAGCCUGUUCCGCGGUUUGCAGGCCGUGGCGGAUGUCGACGGCGUGACGGAGAACGCCAAACUGAUUUUGACGCUGUCGUCAAGAGAUGUGAGGAUGGCGAUCUUCAACUCCAUCCCCGGCCAGGGCGUCAUCUACUCCGUCGUCGUUCGAGACCCCGUCCUCAACACGUCGGCCUCUUACGUCCCGGUGCACACGUAUGCCUGCACUUUCAACUCCAAGAUGGACAGCUGCCAAACUCUUGGACAGAUAUCCACUAAACUGCUUUUCACGCUGGCCGGCUUGGCAGGUGUGUUUGUCUGCUUCUUUGGACAUCGAUUCUUCAAAUGUGAGUUGUUUUGCAUGGGCUUCAGCUUUACCGCCUUCUUCUUCUUCGUACUCGUCACCAGGACCACAGGACUGGAUUAUGACAUCCGUCUGGCCGUGUCGGCGGUGAUCGGCGUGGUGGGCGGCGUCCUCCUGGUGAUGAGCUGGUGGCGCUUUGGUUCCGUGAUGGCGUGCGUGGUGGUGGUGGGCCUGAUGCUCGGCUUCCUCGUCGCCUCCACUGUCCUCUUCACUCCUCUCGGUUACAGUGACGUGUUGAGGCGCUCCGACGCGGUUUUCUGGGUGACGUUCUGCAGCAUCAUGAUCGUGGUCCCGCUCUUCUUCGUGCGUUGGCCCAGAGAGGGGAACAUCAUCACAUGCGGCGUCAUCGGGGCUUACGCCGUCAUCCUGGCGGUCAACGCCUACGUCUACACCAGCCUUUCCUACAUCACCCUCAACAUCCUCAAGCGCCUCCUCAACGACAACUUCAACGCCGCCUUCACCGACGUCCCAUUCCAAACCAUCGAUUACGUGAUGAUCACGGCGUGGGUGGUGCUGGGCGUCUCGGGCGUGGUCCUGCAGCUCUACCGGGAGCGCAGUCGGCCCUUCUUCCCUCCGAGCCCGUACCUCAUGUGGCUGCAGGAGCGCGAACGCCGCAAGACCAACGUGCUGGACCCCAGCCAUCACUUCCAGUCGCUUCCCAACCGCUUCAUGAGCAGAGCGCGGCAGCUCACGCGGAGGAUGGAGUCGGCCGGCGAGCACACGCCUCUGCUGCUGUAACGCUCCGAAGAAAAGUUGCUUUGGAAUCCCACAUAGCGUCGGACUUCCAAGUUGCCAGGAAGCCGCUGUGGUUUUUCCAACAUGUUCUUCUAAACUUGGGACGUCACCACUAACUCUGGUCCAAGAAGAACGUGACAUCAGAAGGUUGUUGUUUUAAAUAAUGCUUUGAAUGUCGCCGCACUUUUCUCUUUGCACCAAAUGUCACAAAUUCUAAUCAGUCUUGCAUGGUUUUAAAACUCAGGCUUGCCUUUAUUGACACUACUUUAUUAAAACAUUGCACCAGAGAUUUUGAAUAUAACAAUUAUUUUAUUAUUAAAUGUGACAUUUUGUGCUCAGCUCCCAGUCAUUAAGUCAAUUUGAGUGAGCCUCUUGUCUUCUUCCUUGCAUUUAUUUAAACCUGAAUGACACCUAACUUUAUUUGUAUUUUAAUAUUCAUGAAUGUCUAUACACUGUCGUGCCAUCACCUUACUCAGGUUUUCAUUCACUGAAACAAACCUUUUAGUCGACAUUUUGUUUGUAAUCCAAGAAGUAUUAAAAACUUGUUUUGAGAAAUUAUAAAGUGUGGGAUUUUACUCUAAACAGUUUGUUUUUGUGCUUAUUUUAAAGUUGUUCAAACUAAUGCUGAACAUAAUU
Molecule: messenger RNA, 2542 nt
Organism: Nerophis lumbriciformis (worm pipefish)
Lineage: Eukaryota; Metazoa; Chordata; Actinopteri; Syngnathiformes; Syngnathidae
Gene: tm7sf3
Product: transmembrane 7 superfamily member 3
Biological process (GO): negative regulation of programmed cell death
Cellular component (GO): plasma membrane
Source: RefSeq, a predicted model, not a curated record